AUGUCUACUGAUCGCUAUGAAUCAGUGAUCGUCGCAACAACAGCUCCAGCAGCCAGACUUAUUGAAUUUAAAAGUCCUGACUUUUUCAAAAAUAAAUAUCGUGCACUGCGCCAAGCUCACUAUGAUUGUGCUAGUAAAGUGUCUCUCUUCUUCACGACGGCAUGGUGGUUCGACUAUGGAAUCAAAGCUGGACGCACCACAACAGAUCUACCAAUAAGAUUUACUUAUUUUCAAAAUUUUAGCGGAUCCUCCUCUAGAGGGGGAGCGAUAAUCAGUUCGUACACAUGGUCACAAGAUUCUCUUGUGUGGCAAUCACUAUCGGACGACUUAGCAAUAAAAACGGCACUAUCCAACCUUAACGCAAUAUAUACUAUUCCGCAGGAGCCGUCAUUCAAUGACAAUGGUGUUGUAAAACACUGGUGUGCUGAUCCUUGGUCACACGGUGCAUUCGUGUUAUUUACACCUUAUCAAGAGCAACACCUAAAAAGUGCUCUUCGAGAACCGAUAGGUUCUGUUUAUUUCAUUGGUGAACAUACGAGCAGUGCACAUGCGUGGAUUGAAGGUAGUAUAUUAUCAGCGCUUGAAGCUGCUUUGAAAAUUCAGGAAGAGUAUUUCGAUGUUGCUAUUAUUGGUGGAGGACCUAUUGGACUAGCAACAGCCAUUAAUUUAGCAAAGAAAAACAAAGCAUGGAAAAUAGUCGUGAUAGAACAAAGUCAAUUAGGCAAUUCAGAAGGAAGUUCUGGUUCAUCAGAUACAAGACAAUUUUGGCAAGUGUACGAUAAAUAA
Messenger RNA from Adineta steineri, 786 nucleotides. NCBI's taxonomy places the organism in Eukaryota, Metazoa, Rotifera, Eurotatoria, Adinetida, Adinetidae. The record is from the annotation of a GenBank genome assembly.